Camelus dromedarius (Arabian camel) is the source of this 2380-nucleotide messenger RNA. It is a transcript of the gene PCGF2, whose product is annotated as polycomb group ring finger 2. Lineage: Eukaryota; Metazoa; Chordata; Mammalia; Artiodactyla; Camelidae. The transcript has 9 exons. Gene Ontology annotation, biological process: negative regulation of transcription by RNA polymerase II. Gene Ontology annotation, cellular component: PRC1 complex. Gene Ontology annotation, molecular function: promoter-specific chromatin binding. Bases 47 to 1084 code for a protein of 345 amino acids. The record is from RefSeq and is a predicted model, not a curated record.
UCCCAGGGUGACGCUCCCCAGUCCCCCUGCCCCCCACCCCGGCAUCAUGCAUCGUACAACACGGAUCAAAAUCACCGAGCUGAACCCUCACCUCAUGUGUGCCCUCUGUGGGGGGUACUUUAUCGAUGCCACUACCAUCGUGGAGUGCUUGCAUUCCUUCUGCAAAACCUGCAUCGUGCGCUACCUGGAGACCAACAAGUACUGCCCCAUGUGUGAUGUGCAAGUCCACAAAACCCGGCCGCUGCUGAGCGUCAGAUCUGACAAAACCCUUCAAGACAUCGUCUACAAAUUGGUCCCUGGGCUUUUUAAAGAUGAGAUGAAGCGACGGCGGGAUUUCUAUGCUGCGUGCCCUCUGACAGAAGUCCCCAAUGGCUCCAACGAGGACCGCGGUGAGGUUCUGGAGCAGGAGAAGGGAACUCUGAGUGACGACGAGAUUGUCAGCCUCUCCAUUGAGUUCUACGAAGGUGGCAGGGACCGGGAGGAGAAAAAAGGCCCCUUGGAGAAUGGGGAUGGUGACAAGGAGAAGCAGACUGGGGUGCGCUUCCUGCGAUGCCCGGCAGCCAUGACCGUCAUGCAUCUUGCCAAGUUUCUCCGCAACAAGAUGGAUGUGCCCAGCAAAUACAAGGUUGAGGUUCUCUAUGAGGACGAGCCGCUGAAGGAAUACUACACCCUCAUGGAUAUUGCCUACAUCUACCCCUGGCGGCGGAAUGGCCCUCUUCCCCUCAAGUACCGGGUCCAGCCAGCCUGCAAGCGGCUCACCCUGCCCACAGCGCCCACCCCCUCUGAGGGCACCAAUACCAGCGGGGCAUCCGAGUGUGAGUCAGUCAGCGACAAGGCUCCCAGCCCUGCCACCCUGCCGGCCACCUCCUCCUCUCUGCCCAGCCCAGCCACCCCCUCCCAUGGCUCUCCCAGCUCCCAUGGCCCACCGGCUACCCACCCUACCUCCCCUACUCCCCCUGCCACAGCCAGUGGGGCCACCACAGCUGCCAACGGGGGCACCUCGAACUGCCUGCAGACACCAUCCUCCACCAGCAGGGGGCGCAAGAUGACUGUCAACGGAGCUCCUGUGCCCCCCUUAACUUGAGGAAAGGGACCCUUUCCCUCCUUUUCCAGCCAUGCCUCUCCACCCCUCUACUUUUUCUGGGCCCCCUUUUCCACCUCUUCUACUUUCCCCAGCUCCUCCCACCUUAGGGGUGGGGGACAGGUUUUAUAAAUAAAUCUAUAUAUAUAUGUACAUAGGAAAAACCAAAUAUACAUACUUAUUUUCUAUGGACCAACCAGAUUAAUUUAAAUGCCACAGGAAACAAACUUUAUGUAUGUGUGUGUGUAUGUGUGGGGGCAAGGUAUUCAUUUUUAGGGGGUGUUGUGUAAUUUGCUCUCUUUUGGGGGGGUGCCUGGAGGUGAAUUAGAGGGGCCACUUUAGGCUUGAUAAAGCUCUGCCUCAUCCCUCUGCUGUUUCCCAAGGCAUAUGGGGUGUUGGGGGGCCCCCAGCAGCCCCCAGAGCUUUAGGCACAACUCUUAACUGGCUGUGUAUGGGGCCCACCCUGUUUCUCUCCCCAUCUUGGCUGCUGUCCUGCCCUGACCCUGACCAGUAUCCCCGCCACACCCCCACCCCCACCCCACCCCCACCCCCCACCAUAGUUGAAUGUCCAGAGAAUUGCUAAGACAGUGCCUUUUACAAAUGCAGUUUAUCCCCCUGGUUCUGAGGAGCAAGUGGGCAGUGGAGAUGGCAUCUCCCUCACCUCCUCUUGCAGUGGAAACUUUGUGUAAAGAAUAGAUAGUUCUGCUUUUUUCUUCUUUUUUUCCUGUGUGUGUGACCUUUGCAUCAUUUAUCUUGUGGAAAAGAAGAUUCAGGGCACAGGAAGCCUCAGCCCUUGAAAUUCCACUGUGGUGUUAGCACCGUGAACUGCUCCACUAGGCUCUUCCCUGCCCCACCUAGGAGCCCACACUAGCAAAGCCGGCGGUAAAGUCUCACUUGGGGGCCUGAAGUGGAGAGGUGGAGUGAGGUUAACCUCAGAUAAGCACAGACCCCAGAUUUUGCCAAAGGCAAUAGUCCUCCAGUCCCCUCCCCAGCCCCAGCUGAGGCCAAGUCAGGAAAGAGCGACAGAGGCACCUGAAAGCACAAGAAACAGAAACCCGUAAGAUCUGACCUCAGCUCCAUCCAGAGAAUUCAAGCGGUCCGUCCCCUGAGGGGGCCGAUCCCUGCCCACCUGUCCUUCCUCCAGUAUAUGGAGUCACGUAUGGAGGGGAGGAGGCAGGACUCUCAAAACCGAGGUGUUUGGGGUUGAGUUUGUCUGUGUCUGCAUCUUGUCCUGUGGCUGUGCCCUCCUGCCCUGGGACAUCUGUAUCUUCUGCUUUGUAAUAAAUGCUGCAUACUUUC